Molecule: messenger RNA, 7878 nt
Organism: Pongo pygmaeus (Bornean orangutan)
Lineage: Eukaryota; Metazoa; Chordata; Mammalia; Primates; Hominidae
Gene: CIMIP5
Product: ciliary microtubule inner protein 5
Exons: 4
Coding region: 1010-1498 (162 amino acids)
Source: RefSeq, a predicted model, not a curated record
AGUGAUGGGAGCAGCGGGCGUCCCUGGAGCUCAGCUGAGCCAGACCAGGAGAGGCUGCCACGGAGGGAGCCUGGCUGCACCCAGUUAGAGCAGAAACAGGGCUGAGGGCUCGGACCAUGAGCCCUCAGAUUCUCACUGUUCCCUUCAGCUGGUGACUGUGUGACCGUGGGCCGUCACUUAAUCUUGCCGGUAAGGGCCUGAGUUUCCUCAUUUGUAGAAUGGCGUUGGAAAGGCAUGGCUGGGAGGUCUCAGAUAAAGCAGAGUGCUGUGUGAACGCUCUGGGUUUGCAGACAGAGCGGAUGUUCCUAGUACAUUGCACUCAUUUUCCCUCGCCCGACAUAAGCUCAUGACCUGCGCCAUCGUUCCCAAACAAGCAGGAAGCUUCACACUGAUGCCUGAUCCACAAUUCCCAGAGCGCCCUCAGGGCCACCAUCUCGUGCGAGCCUCGCAGCAUCCACGAGGGGGCAGCACAGGACUAUCAUCGCCCCACGGCCUGAAAGGGGCUGCCGGAAGCCAAGUGCGAUAACGGUGAGGGUGGCCCCCAGGAGCCCCAGCUUUGCUCCCUCCCCCUCCCCUCCCCUGUGCGGAGGACUCCGGCCUCGGGGUAGGGGGCUGCUGAACUGAGCGUGGCAUCUACUCAGGCACUCUCUGCCCUCCAGCCCUAGGGCUCAGAUCACACACACACACACACACACACACACACACACACACACACACACACACACGGGGCCCGCCCCUUUCCUAGGAGCUGCCCGUUCCCAGGACAACAGUCAACACAGGCGGGAGUUCAAAACGAAACUGGGCUCAAAUGCUCUCCCCAGCCCGGAGAGCCCUGUCCCCGUCGGCCACUCUGAGCUCGAGGCCUGAAGGCACAGUGAGGAGGACCCUGCCCAGGCUCUCCCGGGGUUAGGAGGGACAGAGUGUUCCAGGAGGAGGUUUGAGCUGAGCUCAGGCACAGGUCUCUCUCUCUCUAACACACACACACACACACACACACACACUUGCACCCAUGGGGAGCCCCCCCACCCCUGGGCUCCAGAGAACCACAUCAGCUGGGUACCGAUUGCCCCCCACCAGGCCGCCAGCCUCGGUCUCCCCAGCUGCCCGGGGUGGCCCUAUGGCCAGCAGGGGUCUUGCCGGUGGCUGCCAGGCCCCCCAGGCUCUGAAGGCGCAGCGGGUAGCUCAGGGAGCUGCCUGCGAUGGCGUGCAGCAGGACCAGCUGUGGCGGGAGCUCCUGGAGGCCGAGCGGCGGGGCCAGCGACGCUGGGUUCAGAACUGGAGUUUCCUGAAAGACUAUGACCCAAUGGGCAACAAGAAGGAGCCUGAGAAGUUGCCAGACCAUGUGCCUCUCUUUUCGGACACAGUUCCCAGUUCCAUGAACCAGGUUGUGGGCAGCAGGCUGGACACGCCCCUGGGACAGACUCUCAUCCGCAUGGACUUCUUCUUCACAGAAGGGGCCCGGAAGAAGAAGCUGGAGGACGAGAUGCAGCCCAUCUAGGAGCAAGGAGGGCUGGGCUGGCCUUCCCCAGAUGGAGUCUCACACUGUCGCCUAGGCUGGAGUGCAACGGUGUGAUCUUGGCUCACUGCAACCUCCACCUCCUAGGUCCAGGCAAUUCUCCUGCUUCUGCCUCCUGAGUAGCUGGGAUUACAGGCAUGUGCCACCAUGCCCGGCUAAUUUUUUGUAUUUUUAGUAGAGAUGGGGUUUCUCCAUGUUGGUCAGGCUGGUCUCAAACUCCCAACUUCAGGUGAUCCGCCUGCCUCGGCCUCCCAAAGUGCUGGGAUUACAGGUGUGAGCCACCGCGCCCGGCCAUGCCUGGCUAAUUUUUAAAAUGUUAUGUAGAGAUAGGGUCUCACUAUGUUGCCCAGGAUGGUCUUGAACUUUUGGGCUUAAAUGAUCCUCCCACCUUGGCCUCCCAAAGCACUGGGGUUACAGGCAUCUGGUUUCACUUCCUCCAGCUUUUAAGGACCCUUGUGAUUAUAUCACAACCUUUAUAUUUAAGCAAAAAAAUGCAGAAAAGGCUUAGUUCCUCUUUGUUGGUUAAAACACAAAUGGAUUCAUUCUUUCAAACAUCCGCAUUCUCCUCUUCUUCCCGGGUGCUCUGCUAGGCUGUGUUUUCCCUUGGUUUGGGUGGAGCAUGUGACACAGCCAUGGCCAGUGGAAUGGGAGCAAAAACCCUAGGUCUCCCUUCCAGGCCUGGUCCAUGAGACGCUCCAGGUAUUGGCUUGUUCUCCUUUCCCCAUCAGCUGAAGAAGGGAGAGGACUUGGAGGAUGCAGGGAAGAGAGCGGCACAAGAUGGAGGGAGCAUGUCAGGCCCAAGCCUGGAGCCCUGAGUGAGCUCGUGGAGCAGAAUCUCCCUACACCCACACUGACACACAAACAAAAUAAACAAAAACUGGCCAAAACAAAAACAAUAGCCCACAGUUUCUAGGGUAAAGCAUUUUAAAUUUAUUUUCUCAACAACCCAAGAGAAUCAACAGGCAGAGAUUUCAUAUUCAUUUAAUACAGGCAAAACCUGAGAUUCAGAGAGGUGAAAUAAAAUCCCAAACAUACAUUAAUGCCAGGCCUCAAGCUUGAAGCUCAGUGUUCUCUGCAGGACCCCAGCCGUGGCCUCCUGAAAAGAGAGAAGAAUGGGGCAGGGGCUGAAAUGACUGCUCUGUCUUUGAUACUUGCUUGGGUCUUAUUCAGCAGUAGCUAAAUGUCACUGUUAUUUGCAUGUAUUAACUCAUUUAAUCCUCUCAGCAACCCUAUGAGAUAGAUACUCCUAUAAAUGAGGCAACUAAAGCACAGAGAGGUUAAGUCACUUGCCCAAGGUCACACAGCUGGCAAGUGGUGAAGCUGGGGUUCAUACUCGGCAGUUGAGUCUUGGUCCAAGGACUAUAUACUUAAGCACUAUGCUAUAUGGGUCCCCUUUAAUCCUCAAUGGAUUGAUUCCCCCAAAUUUAGCAAAUUACAGGAUUUUUCUGCUUAAAGAAAGUCUCUUGAUUCUUGAGAAAGGGAAAACUGAUUUUUCCAAUCUCUGGGAUCCCUACUACCAUCAAGAAUAGAUCAUCGGUGUUUCCAGGAGUUACACAGGACAGGACACGUUAUUUCCAUGCAACAGCCCCUGCAUUUCAUGCCAUACCCUGGCCCUGCGCGACUGUGUGAUGGAGCAGACCAGGCCCAGUGUGACUUGGCCAGGAAGAGGCCCAACCCUUCCUACUUGGAUCUGGAGGCCACCGCCUUCUUUCUCAGUGUCUGACAUGGAAGCUGGGCUCCCUCUCCACUCUGAGAUCAUCAGCCAGGUAAAGGUCAGUGGCCAGGACAGCCAGGGGUCCUGGUCACAUCCUGGCUGCAUCUCAUGAAGGUCAAGUGUUCGUCCUCGGGCUGGGUGGGUACAAAGAUGCUGGAGGCUCCUUAAAGACCCAAUUUACGUUUUUGCCCUGAGCCUGCCUUAUAUUAUUCUCACACUCAAAACAAAGAAGAUUUCCAUUUGAGGGAGAGAGAGGCACAAGAAAAGUCAAGGUUAAGGAUGGCUGCAGGUGGUCAGGCCUGUGCAGAGGGGAGGGAAUCACUGAGUGCCCUGGAGGGCAGUGAGGAGGGCCAGGGACCUGCGCCAGUUCUGCCACUCCUGGAAGCACAGCCACUUACAGACAACACAGCCUAUAAGCACAGACUCUGGGCUUGGCGCAUUACCCACAUUGUGUGUUUUGCACGUAUUAGAAUUGUCACCAUUUGAGAGGUUUGGAAACUAAGCCAAACACUUCAUUCAAUCUGGUCAGGGGCUCACAACUAGUGAAGAGCCAGGAUCCAUCUCAUGUGUGACUUCUCCAUGCUGCCUUCCCCGCUCCAGGCCUCAGUCUCCACAGUUAUAAAAUGGCAGGGGAGGGAAGAAGACAGAUUUAAGGGCAUCUCCAGCUCCAGGAUUCUCUUCUUUGAGCAUUCAGGGAGUACUGAAGAACAAAGGGGUUUGAGUUCUUUUACAGAGUGCACUAAUCAGCUGUGAUAAUGCUGUGUAACAAAACACCCCCUUCCUUGCUCACAGGUCUGCAUGUAGCUGGGGCUCAGCUGAUUUUGGCUGGGCUUGGCUAGACUUGCCUCCACACUUCAGGUUAGGUUCAAGUUUUUUAUGCAUGUCUCUCAUCCUCUUGGACUGAAAGCCUCCUGGGGCAUGUUUUUCUCAUGGCACAUCACCAGGGCGCAAAGGCCCAACAGAACCGUGCAGGCACACUGAUGGCUUCUGCAUGCAGAACUGCUUUCUGUACUCUGCAAUGACCUGUCAUCACGCCAAAUCCCUCCUCACAACCAGCCCCACCCACCCUCUGCUCCUUGCCACAUCUGCCAUCUUUUCAAGAAGAUGCCUGCUUCUAACCUUCCCCAUCUCACCCACUGGGAGCCCAGGAAACCAGGACAGAGGGGCAUCUGCAGUGAAGUCCCAAGGCCAGCCUUUCAGCUCAUUUGGGCCAGAACAAGGGAGGGUGGAUGGGUCAGGAGGUCAUGAAGAAGUGGGCACCAAGCCUGCAGGGUCAGUGCCAGCAAAAGGAAAAGGGGGUGUUACCUAUAAAGAGAUGGGCACUUGGAGACCAAGGGCCAGGAGGUAGCAGGGCUUCAGGAAAGGAAUCAAGACCUGAGAGCCAUAGCGAGCCUGGAGGGAUGCUUGCUUCACAUUUUUUUUUUUUUUUUUUUGAGAUGGAGUUUCACCAGCUUGUCACCCAAGCUGGAGUGCAAUGGUACGAUCUCAGCUCACUGCAACCUCCGCCUCCCAGGUUCAAGCGAUUCUCCUGCCUCAGCCUCCUGAGUAGCUGGGAUUACAGGCAUGCACCACUACGCCUGGCUAAUUUUGCAUUUUUAGUAGAGACAGGGUUUCUCCAUGUUGGUCAGGCUGUUCUCAAACUCCCGACCUCAGGUGAUCCGCCUGCCUCGGCCUCCCAAAAUGCUGGGAUUACAGGCAUGAGCCACCGCGCCCGGCCAACUUUCCACGUGAUUAAAAAAAAGAAUUCCAUUCACGGAAAGUACAAGGCGAGCCUGGAGCAACUUCCUGUGCCAGAAACUAAGAAAAAUUCAAAAAGUCAUGACGAUAUGGAAAAGGGAUACAAGGACCAACCUAAAUUUGGGACAAUAUGAGCACUGAAAUGAAGAACAGUAAUAGCCCACCCUGACCAUGCCCAUGCUCACCCCCAGCCAGUGCCCACAAGCCCCGCCAAAUAACAUUAAUAAUAAUAACAAUAACAAUCCAUGGGUUCAUACCAAUAAUUUUUUAAAAUUUUAAGUACUAAUGAAAACUCUUUUUUUUUUUUUUUUUUUUUUUGAGAUGAAGUCUUGCUCUUGUCCCCCAGGCUGGAGUGCAAUGGUGCAAUCUUGGCUCACUGCAACCUUCGCUUCCUGGGUUCAAGCGAUUCUCCUGCCUCAGCCUCCAAGUAGCUAGGAUUACAGGCGCCUGCCACCAUGCCUGGCUAAUUUUUGUAUUUUUAGUAGAGACGGGGGUUCACCAUGUUGGCCAAGCUGGUCUCGAACUCCUGACUGCAGGUGAUCCAUCCGCCUCGGCCUCCCAAAGUGCUGGGAUUACAGGUGUGAGCCACCGCGCCUGGCCAUGAAAACUCUUUUCUAUUGAAGAAUGCAGAAUAAAUGAUAACAGAAAAAUCACCAUUUAAUGACUCACAGCAAUAACUGAUUUAGGCAAGAAUCAAUAAAAGACACUAAAACAACUGAGUGAAAGAUUCUUAGGGAAUGGUAAAUGCUGAAAUCUAGAAGAUACCGCCUUAACCAAACUAUUAAGCCAAACCUCACCAAUAACAGGACAGCUGACACCGUGCUCCCCUGGUGUGGUUCACUGAGGACAACGCUACCUACUCACCUAGGAAGCACUCCUGCCAAAAAAAAAAAAAAAAAAAAAAAAGUAACUAGAAUAUAAUCAGGAAGAAACUCCCGGCAAACUCAAAUUGAGAAACAUUCUGCCAAAGAGUUGGCCUUGACUCUUCAAAAAUGUCAACGUCUGCCAGGCGCUGUGACUCACACCCAUAAUGCCAGCACUUUGGGAGGCUGAGGUAAAAGUAUCGCUUGAGCUCAGGAGUUUGAGACCAGCCUGUACAACAUGCUGAAACCGCAUCUCUACUGAAAAAAUACAAAAAAUUAGCCAGGUGUGGUGAUGCAGGCCUAUAGUCCCAGCUACUUGGGAGGCUGAGAUGGGAGAAUCACCUGAGCCCAGGAAGUCAAGGCUGCAGUGAUUUAUGAUCUGAUCACUGCCUUCCAGCCUGGGUGACAGAAUGAGACCCUAUCAAAAAAAAAUAAUUAAUUAAUUAAUUAAUUAAAAUAAAAUAAAUAAAAAUAAAAAAAGUCAAUGUCAUAAAAGACAAAGGAAGGCUGAAGAAGUGAUUUGGCCCGUGAUCCUUGACUGGAUCCUGGGUGAAAGCAAAAGCAGCUCUAAAGGACCCUUUGCAGACUAAAUGUUAGCUAACACCAUUGUAUCCGUGGGAAAGUGCAGUGUGCUGAGUCCAUUGAGGCUCUGUAGAGGAAAGCCCUUGUUCUUUUUGUUUGUUUGUUUUUGAGAUGGAGUCUCACCCCAUUGCCCAGUUUGGAGUACAAUGGCACAAUCUUGGCUCACUGCAAACCUCCACCUCCCGGGUGCAAGCGAUUCUCCUGCCUCAGCCUCCCGAGUAGCUGGGAUUAGAGGUGCGUGCCACCAUGCCCAGCUAAUUUUUUGUAUCUUUAGUAGAGACGAGGUUUCACCAUGUUGGCCAGGCUGAUCUCGAACCUCGUGAUCCACUCGCCUCAACCUCCCAAAGUGCUGGGAUUACAGGCGUGAGCCACUGUGCCUGGCCGAAAGCCCUUGUUCUUAGGAGGUGUUUGCUGAAAAGUGCCAUGAUGUAUAUAACAAACUUGCAAGUGGCUUAACGAAAAAUUUGUGUUUAGGAUUUUUUUUCUUUUUUUUGAGACGGAGUCUCGCUCUAUCACCCAGGCUAGAGUGCAGUGGCGUAAUCUUGGCUCACUGCAGCCUCCGCCUCCCAGGUUCAAGCAAUUCUCCUGCCUCAGCCUCCCGAGUAGCUGGGAUUACAGGCACCUGCCACCAUGCCUGGCUAAUUUUUGUAUUUUUGUAGAGACAGGGUUUCACCACAUUGGCCAGGCUGGUCUUGAACUCUUGACCUCAGGUGAUCUGCCAGCCUCAGCCUCCCAAAGUGCUGGGAUUACAAGUGUGAGCCACCGUGCCCGGCGGUUUAGGAAUUUUUUUUUUUUUUUUAAAUGAAGGUGGGGGAAUGGCCACUGUGAAAGAAAAAUAAAUCUCAACUCCAAAAUCACUAAGCUAAGGGAAAAGUCAAGCUGGGAACCUGCCUCCCAUUUUAAUUCCUGAAUAAGAUGGCUAUAAAGAUAAAACAGUUACAUGCCUCCCUCACAAUUUGCCCACAAGGAAAUUCCUUGUGGGCCUCAAGAUCUUUACCCUACUCAGGAUCAUGCCAAGAAUUAAAAAAAAAAAAAAAAAAAAAACUUUACCCUGAAACAUUUCUGUUGAAUUCAUCCUGGCAAUGUAAACUGAUAGCUGAUCUUAACAGGUGCAGGACAGAAAAUCAUUCCUCUGCUCACCUGAGAGAAAUGCUUAUCUGAUUGCUUCCUCAGACCUACUGUUUAUGUAAAAAUGAAGAUUCACUGAGCCAGACUAGAUUGUGAAUUCACCAAAAGGCUGAUCAAGGACUCAAAAGAAUGCAAGCUUUUGUCUCUUAUCUACCUAUGACCUGGAAGCCCCCCUCUUCGAGUUGUCCUGUCUUACUGGACAGAACCAAAGUAUAUCUUACAUAUAUUAAUUGAUGUCUCAUGUCUCCCUAAAAUGCACAAAAGCAAGCUGUACCCCAGCCAUCUUGGGGACAUGUCGUCAGGAUCUCCUUGGCAAAAUAAACUUUUAAAUUGGUUGA